Bactrocera oleae (olive fruit fly) is the source of this 8510-nucleotide messenger RNA. Its product is annotated as monocarboxylate transporter 7. Gene Ontology annotation, molecular function: monocarboxylic acid transmembrane transporter activity. The record is from RefSeq and is a predicted model, not a curated record. Gene Ontology annotation, biological process: transmembrane transport. NCBI's taxonomy places the organism in Eukaryota, Metazoa, Arthropoda, Insecta, Diptera, Tephritidae. Gene Ontology annotation, cellular component: membrane.
AAAUAAAUUAAAAAAAUAUAUACAUAUGUAUGUGUGCGAGUACAAUACAAAAAAUAUACAUAAAAUUUUACAUUUCGUACAUAUUUAGAUACUGCUAAAAAAUUUGUAUUUUAUGAAAACUGCUGUAAAUGCCUAAUUGUAUAGAACACAAGUAAAUUUCGGAUGGCUUUUGUUCGACCAAACGUUUUUCGACCUUCGCUAUCAAUUAAAUUACAAUUAUUUUUAAUAAAAUAUAAAUGAAAAAUAUAAUAUAUACAAAAACAGUAAAAUAAAAACUUAAAUAUACAUAUUUUGCUCAUAAAAGUUUUGAAACCAUAUAAAAAUAAAAAGUUACAAAUAAAACAAAAAAAUAUUCUCAGAAAAACCAAACACAAAAAAAAAUUAUUUUCAAAAAAGCGCUUUCAAUACGCAAAUGCUUAGUAAUUUCAAAAAUAUAAUGCUAAAUUUCACAAUGCCAACAAAAAAUCGUGUGAAAAUGAAAAACAAACUAGCGAUGAGCGUAUUUAAAAAUGGGCUACGAAAUCAGCGCAAUGUGAAAGGAAAAUUGCGAAACAGUCAAGCAGUUAGCCUCGUUAUGCGGUGCUUCCAAGUUUUUGCACUUGUUUACUUUUCCAACACAUACACGCUCGCACACAUACAUACAUACAUAUACGAAUUUGUAAGUCUGUAUUUUUGUGAACGCGAAAUUGUCGUAAUUUCUGCUUGUUUACUUUUAUUUAAUAGACAUUUCCUUAUUUUCAACUACCAAACAAUAAAAAAAAAUCUAAGCAAAAGUCUCGGACUGCAAGAGCGCUUGCUCGUUAGCGACUAUGUUUGGUAUUUCUGAGAAGAAAUUUUAUAUAUGUAUGUAUGUAGUUAUGUAUAUCUAUGUAUGUUAGGACAAUGCCUUUCGGCGCUUCACCAACAGCACGUGACUUUGUCUAGCACCAAUUAGUAGUUGUAGUAGCAUUUUUCCUCAAUUUUGUAUCAUGAAAUCCAUUGUGGCAACACAGCGCCGCAGUAAUACCGGAAAAAGCAUAAAUAACAACAAAACAUGCAACCAUGACGGCACACUUUGAACGCGCCGCAUAAAGUAAUAGACAACAAAAUCUAAAAAAAACGUGCCGUAAACGUGAACGAUUGGCGAUGACGGCGACGCAUCAGCUGUGAGCUGUGAGCCAUGAGCGCAGCAAAGUAAGCACUCUCCAACUACACGCUGCUGACAAGCGCACUCUCAAACUCCCCCCUACCUAUCAACACCUUGACGAUGCGCUGUAGUGCAACGACAACAAAGGACAAGCAUAAAUACACACAUACAUACAUAUAUACAUUGCAGUAGUGCAUUAUAUGUGUAUUGUGUUUACUCUACGCAUAUGGAGAGUCUCCCAGCAGUGCACCUGCACACUCACUCUCUAUCGCUUGUGCGCUCUCUGAGAAUUUUGUUUAUUUCAUUACUAGUUUUGUGCUUGCUUUUUUGCCGGCUUUGAAGUCAAGCGUGCCGUUCCCGUUAGCCCAUCUUCAGCUCUUUCCGCGCACAUUGACGAUUCAAAGAUCACUAUUACCACAACUAUCAACAUCUGCAAACAACACCAACAACAUUAGCCCCACUACUGCAGACACACAUAUAGACAUAUAUGUAUAAUGUGUGUGCGUGUGUGCGUGUACAGCAGUAGCGAUAGUAACAGCAGCUGCAGCGGUAGUGUGUGGUUUUAGUCUUGUUUCGCAAAUCAAACGCUACGGUACACAAAGCAACAAAAAACAACAAGAGCGUUAGGCGAAUGCAAGAACGAUUGUGCAGUGCAUUAUAUAAAUAUAUAAUACUAUAUACAUAACUACACAUAUGUGUGUGGAGCAAUAAGCAGAACUCGGCUUACGGUCAGCUGAGCAAGCAAACACACACACAAACAAAUCGGUCGGAACGCUGAAAUGUUAAUUAAUGAGAUAAGCGCCGAUACUAAACACUUAGUAUAAAUACAAACAUAAAUACAACAAACUUACGUAUACCAUAUUUGCCAAAGUCCAAAGAGAAAAUGCCAACUAUAAGAAAAAUAUUACGAGAAUAUCCAAUCUGACGUAUGCACAUAGACGCUUAUGUAUGCAUUUACAUACAACAACCAAUAUGUUAAUCAUAAGACUAUGCCACCUAGUGCCAGCAACAACAACAACCUAACCUAAGUAAACCCACCAAGAACAAAAGUGCCCAAAAUAUCACCACAACGCAAAAAAACAAAUCCAAGCGCCGAACGAUUUGCUGCGUGAAUAACAAAUAAGUAUAAGCAACAGCAGAAUAUUACGUUUCAAAAGAACAGCGCUGAACAAAAGUCACAACGACACGAAAAUAAUAUGCGCGGAUAAUAGCGAAAGCAGGAAGCAAAACAAGUAGUGUGAACAAAAUAGCCCACCGAUAAAGAAAAGCAGUUAAACAGUGCCAACAAAAUAAAAAAAACAAAAAGCAGAUAAAAAGAGCAUUUAAAAUAACAAAACAAAAAACAAAAACAACAAUUGAAAAUAUCAAAAGUUCAACAGCAGCAGUAACAGCAACAUAUCCACCCCCCAAUCGAACAAACAACCAAACAAUACAAUACCAAAAACAAAUAGUGAUAAAAAAAAACAAUAUAUAUAUAUUUAUAUAUAUAUAUAUAUAUACAACUAUUCAAAGCAAACAACAAAACACAGCGUUCCAGCGUAAAAUAUGAAGCAAACACGUAAGGUUGCUCCCGAUGGCGGUUGGGGCUGGGUGGCCUGCUUCGGCGUCAGCUUAGUUAAUUUGGCCACCCGCUCGAUAGAGCCCUCUUUUGGUCUGCUCUUCGGCGAUUUACUACGCGAUCUCGAUGUCGGCACCACCGGCGCUGCCAUUAUAAUGAGCACACUCGAUGUGUGCAUGAAUUUCUCAGGUCUCUUCGUCGGUCCACUGCUGAAGGAGUUCUCCUACCGCAAAGUGGCUAUUGCCGGUUCACUGCUCUGUGGCAUCGGCUUGGCGGCCACCUCACCGGCAGCCAGCAUGGCGCACAUACUCAGUACGUACAGUGUAAUUAAUGGUAUUGGUGUCGGUCUAUCUACGUCGGCCGCCUUUGUCGCCCUCAAUCACUAUUUCAAGUAUAAACGUGGUCAAGCCGUGGGUCUCUCUAUGGCCGGCACUGCGUUAGGUAUGCUGAUCAUGCCACAAUUGGUACGCAUAUUACUCGAAGCUUUUGGUUUCCGUGGCGCUGUGCUAAUGUUGGCCGGCAUCGCGUUGAAUUCGACAGUUGGUGCUGUGCUCUUACAACCCGCCAAAUGGCAUAUGAUCGAUGAGGUGAUUGAUGAGGAAUUAAUGACAGUGCCAGUGUCACCGCCAACACCGGACGUGAAGGUCAUACAAGAGGAUGCCGCAGAAGAAGAUGCCCUGCCCGAAUUGAAUACUCUACUCUUUCCCAAACAGCAAUAUAUGCGUAAGAAUUACUCGGAAAUGGCAAUGAAUACGAUGAACGGCACUCGUGUGGGUAUGCCGAAGCGUCCCACUUUCCCGCGCAUCAUGUCACUAGCUGGCGUACAAUCAGCGAUGAAUAACAGUCAGUCACAUGGCGAUGUUAAUGUGACAUUGCGCAACCGCAAGCACUCGGUCACGUCAAAUCUCUCCUAUAUGGACUUCACCGGUUCCAUACUGCAAGUGCAUAUGAAUGUGGGCGAUGAAGAGUUCGAACGUAAUGAUCGUGAGUUGAAGCGUGUCAACACAGCAGCGAGUGGCAUGGCGAAUGCACAUCGUGACUCUUUUAUAAAAAUGCGCCCAACAGAGACUGAGAAGAAUGAAGAACUAGCAGCUAAGGAAGCGGAGAAGAAACCAGGUUUCUGGUGUCGUUUCGCAGAUCUCAUGGAUGUGGACUUAUUACGGGAUAAGAAAUUUUUAAAUAUACUUUUCGGUCUGUCGAUCUUCUAUGUGGGAGAGAUGAAUUUCAAAAUGGUCACGCCAUUCUUUUUUGCCAAUUUGGGCUACAAUAAGACCGAUGUAGCAUUCUGUUUAUCGAUAACAGCCAUCACAGAUAUUGCAGCACGUAUAAUACUCCCGCCUAUCUUCGAUCGUACAACCAUCAAAAAGCGCACGGUGUUUUUAGUAUCCAUCAUCUUUGUGGGCAUCACGCGUUCGAUCAUGGCUGAGCAAACCGAAUGGACUUCACUAAUGGUUUGGUUAUCGAUUUGCGGUUUCUUCCGUGGCUCUGCAUUGGCGAACUUCACACUCACCGUUUCCGAAUAUUGCUCGUUGGAGAAAUUACCCUCUGCCUUCGGUUGGCAUUUGGUUGGUAAAGCUGUAUUUGUUAUCUGUCUGGGGCCGCUGAUCGGUCUGAUUCGUGACGUCACCACCAGUUAUCCCAUCUGCAUACACGCACAAACCGUUUGCAUAUUCCUUUGUGUAUUCGCCUGGGCGAUCGAGUAUUUGAUAACAUAUUUGAAAGAGAAAAAAUCUAACGGGGGCAUCAAUGCCACAAUCGGACCCGAGACUAAUAUCAAACACUAACCCGUGCUUAAUUUCGUGAGAAAGGGAUAUUUUUGUACGAAAAUAGUAGAAUCGUAUAUAUAUACUAUUACACUAUGAUAUAUAUACACACACAUAUACUUAUACAUUUAUGUAGUUAGCUAUAUAUAUAUAUAUACUUUUAUAUAUAUAAGAUUAUUUACAUACAUAUGUAUGUAUUUAUGUAUAUUGUUGAAAUAUAUGUAUUGUACUUAUGCAGUGAGAGAAAUUUCUUUAUAUAUACUUUGUGUAGCAAUGUAUGGUUUAUUAGUUAAAUACUUACAUAACUGUAUGUAUGUGAGUUAGUGUUUAAUUAUCAAUUAGAACAAAAACACAGCAUACUACUCAUAAAUAAAUGAUAAAUGAUGUAUGUAUGUAUGUACAGCGCCGUGUGCAUACGAGAAAUGUGCGAUUUCCAAUGUGAUAGUUCAAAUUAUGCUUAUAGAUCGUAAGGCUAGAGAUACGACACGUGCGUUUGACGGUGUUACACUGUAACUGUACUCUUUUUUUAUACAAUUUUCUAGCGAACACAUGAAACCAUAGAGCCCAAUGACACAUAAAAAAGAGAGUUAAAGUUAAAACAAGAAAAAAAAAAUACCGUGAAACUUUAUCGUAUUGAAUUGAAUUUGAAACGGCAAAAUAGUUUGAAGAAAAAAAUGAGAAAGGAAUAAAAAAAAUCGGAAGUAUUACUUACAUACACACGUGUGUGCAAAAUUAAUAACUAAGCAAAACUAAUUUCAUUUUACUAAUAUUUUUUCAUGGUUAUACGUUUAUGUAUGACUUCUUAAGCGACUUUCGCUAUACUUAUUUAGUUAAUUAUGAAAUCUAGUGUAUGUAAAUAGGCAUUAUUAAAAUUUAGUAUAGUUUAUUAAGUUUUCUGUUGUUAAAACAAAUUUUUUCCUUUUGUGCUUUUAGUGCUUAAGUAAUGAUUUCUGCCUUCAAUAUAUACUUUCAUUAUAACAUUUUUUUGUCCUUUGUUUAAAUAAUUUUUUUACAAUGUUUAUUUUUUCUUAAUUAUUAUUAUCUUUUUUUCAAAUUAGUAACAAAAGAUAUUUUCAGAAUUUAGCAAAUACUUAAAUAUUUUUGUAGUACAAAAUUUAACAUUUGUGCUUUCAAAUUGUUUAAUUAAAUCUUAAAAACAUGUGAAACUGUACUUAAACACUUGCAUCUAAGAACAAACUGUUGGUUAUGAUCAAGUAGAACACACUUAUUAAGCAGUAACGGAAUAACAUAUUUUUAUUUUUCGAUUAAAAAUAAAUAUUUGCCAGUGCUUAUAUAAAAAGAAAUAUUAAUUCUGUAAAUUUUAAUUUAAAAAUUCCGAAUGAUAUAUUGUAAAUACAUACUGUAAAUAUUAACACCCAAAUUAAAAAACAAAUAUAUAUACAUAUAUACUAUAUUUAUAUACUUAAUAAGCUAAAAGUAUAUAGUUUUCAUUCUUUUUGAAAUUUUUAGUAGGUAUUACUGAAUUCAUUUAUAAAAAAAAAUAAAAUAAAAUUAUUCAAAUACAGCGUCUACCAAAUAGGUGAUUUUGACAGCUCGUGACGGUCAGAUUUGUUUACGUUUUUGUCUAAACUUUUGUCAGUGUGUUCAGGGGGGUUAGCUAUUUCGUAAUGUCAGGUUUCACUUUUAUAGAGCGCUUGAAAAUUUUCCAAAAUUAUUACGCGAAUUCACUUUCUCCAACAAACAAAAUUGUCGCUAUUGGGGUGAGUCAAAUCCUCGUGGGGUUCAGGAAACACAAUUGCAUCCCCAAUAAUUUACCGUUUGGUACAGAUUGUGGUAUGGCGGCAACAUAGGACUUUAUUUCUUUCGAAAUGAGACAGAAAAUGCCGUUACCAUCAAUAGCGAGCGUUAUAGCACGUUGAUGACGGACUUGUUUCACACGGCAUUUGAGGAAAUCGAAGCGGAUGAUGAUAGUGAUGGCACUAUUUCCAACAAGAUGAUGUGCUGCCUCUUGUUUCAUGUAUAAACAUGGACACAUUGUGUGCAAAGUUUGGCAACUCGUUAAUUUUGAGAAAUGUCGGCCAAGAUCAUGCAAUUUAACGCCUCUAGGUUAUGGGGUAUGUUAAAUCAAAGGUAUACGCCAAUCAACCAGUAAAGCUCGAGGAGCUCGAAGACAACAUUCAGCACACUAUAGUCGAAUAACGUUUAUGAAUUUUUAUCAUAUGUAAUAUUAUUCGAAUAAGAAGACAUCCUAACAAGCUUGAAGACGACAUCUAACGGCCAGGCCAGUGGAUUAUUUGAGAAGUUUUUUCUAUACAAAAGAACAUUUGACGUUGUCCGACUCAAAAAAACCGACUACUGUUACGAGGAAAUACCAAUCAUUUCAGAUUUUAGUUCGCGAAAUAUAGAAUAAUAAUCGUGCAUUCAAAUUUUGUUGUUGUGGCGAUGAAUAAAAAUAUUUAUAAAACAAUAACGUUAUAUUUGAGUAGAGAAAUAUCGGACAAAUACACAGACAAAAUAGGAAAGUUUAAGUAUAUCUCAAAUAAUAGACUUUUAACAAUGAGAGUUUUAUGAACUAUGCGUUAAGGAGAUAUAUCCGCUUGCAAUUCAGAAAAAAUGUUUAUUAAGAGGUACUUUAUUUAUAUAUAACACAGAUUACACUACACUUUAGAAUUAAAUAAGAAAAACAUUUUAUACACUUUAUUUCCAAUAAUUUAGCAAAGUUGCAUUUCUGCCUGCCUCAUCUAUAUUACCAAAGCAAUACCUUACGUUAUAUCCCUUAACGUCUUUUUCGUUGACUGGGUUCACUUGUUUUCGUACUAGAUACUGUUUGCAACCCUGCACAAUGUUUUCAUUAAGCUGUCAACUGGGUCAGUCGCCAGCACAGCUGCUAAAGUUUUGCAAUUUUGGAAUAAUUAUAAGAAUUUUACUAAUUUUCUCACAAAGGAAUUGUUAAAAUGGUGAUACAACAAGUAAAAACAGUGCUAUUAAGCAUUAUAAAGUUAUUAAGGCGAAUGAUGUGCUGUUUCUCAUUUGGGCGGCGACGCAAACCCAGUUUUUCAGAGCCAAUGGAAAUAAAAAUAGUUGUUGAUGGGGGAAAAGCGACAUUACCGGUGGGAGCGCAGUCGCCGAAUUCUACACGGUUAUCACAAACACAACACGUGGAAAGAGACUGGAAUACUUGGGAUGAUAGUCCGCGUACGGUCACAGAGCACAUUGAACAGUAUCGACAAAGGCUAGCUAAACCGCCAACGCCACCAGCAGCAGAGCAAGAACCAGAUUUCUUCACAGAAUUAACGCCCGUCAUAAAACCUCAACCAAAAUACUACCUCGGUGGCGAUAACACUGAUAAAGCGAAUUUUUCCAGAUUAGAAGCUAAAACCGACGUGCCAAUAACAAUGAAUGCUGAUCUUGAGGACUGGGUAGACGAUUCAGUCGAUGGUGGCUGGGAUGAACUAGACACGGAGCAAACUAAGCAACUGAUACGUGAAAAUCGCCGACAGAUGCGUCAACAACGUCAACAGAAAAACUCCAAAACUGCCGGAAUUGAAACCUCCCAAAUGGGACGUGGCGCCCAGCCUAGUCGUACAUAGUACAGGUGGUCAUCACGGGAUCACUACGAUACGAUGCAUAUACUGACAUAAGGAAUUUGAGUGCAAUUUUGAGUGAAUGUUUUAUUUUGUAAUUGGUUUGGUAAUUAUGCGUUUGUAAAUACACUAUUGGUAGAUACAUACACACACAUAAUACUAAACACAUUUUAAAAGUGCAUGCCUGAUUAUGAUUUUAUGACUGCUUUAUUGUUGUAGUAAAUUUAUGCCUAAGAAAUUGAAAUGUAAAAAUUUGAAAAUUUGAAUUAAUUUCAAUUUGUUCAAUUUACAUUCCUAAAAAACAGUGCGAUUUUGGUUUCUUUUCGAAAAAUAAUUGCAUUAAACAUUGCACGUGAAGGUUUUUAUCAAAUUAUAUGAAUAUAUCAUAUAUAAGCAUAAUACUUAAGUGUUAAAUGUUAUUAUAGUUUGCUGUACAAACUAAUUUUCCAAAACUAGUAUCAUGUGUUGUAAAUGUUUGUAACUAAAACUUUAGACUAAAUAAAAAUUUUAAUAUACCA